AUGAGAUUCCAGCGGCCACUUUCUUUGCCGGCACUCGUGUUGUCAUUUUUUUCGGUUGUCACAUCUUGGAGUGGUGUUGUUGUUGUUGGGGCUGAGAAGGUGAGGGAUUGGAGUAAUGAAGAGCUCGAAGAUCAUCCUGAUCCUAAUGACGAGAACUAUGCUGGAAUGGUCUACGUUGGAAAACACGACACAAGCACGGGGAGGCGCGUUGGUUUUGACGAAGGUAAUGGUGUCAGUUUCAUUUUUGGGACUGCAUUUGAUGAGACACACAGGAAAAUAGAAGAAAAAGACCUGCUGGAACAUCCACUAAAACCCGCUCAUGAUAUUCCUGAAGUUGACCGAGAAAAAACAUUGAAAGACCGGCGACACAAGCCUAUGGACAAGACAGGACCAAAACCGUUUGGUCAUGUUGAAAUACAUGAACUUGAUGGAGGCGUCAUGCCUCCAAGAGUGGUACACGUCGAGCCUUUCUUCAUGGAUGAAAGUCCUAUAUCGAACAAAGAGUUUGGGAAAUUUGUGAGAGCCCAGAAUUACGAAACAGAGGCAGAAAGAUAUGGAUGGUCGUUUUGCCUUGUCUCAUUUUUAAACCCAUCCACCACUGAGAUAGAAGAAGGCGACCCAGAAGCACCACACUGGGUGAUUGUGCCUGGGGCAUACUGGAGACGCCCUGAAGGCCCUCAGUCUUCUUACAAGCAUCGGGAAGACCACCCAGUAGUCCACGUGAGCCACAGAGAUGCGGCAGACUUCUGCAAAUGGAAAGGAAAACGAUUACCAGGUGAGUGGGAAUGGGAGGCAGCAGCUCGUGCUGGCCACUACGGGCCCUCCAACCGAACAGUGUAUAGCUGGGGAGAUGACGAUUCGUGGGAAACUGCAGAGCAAUAUGCCAAUUUAUGGGGCGAUUCUGAAUUUCCAACAGAAAACAGUGCAAAAGAUGGGUGGAGGGCAACCAGUCCAGUAAAGACAUACCCACCAAACAAGCUAGGAUUUUAUGACAUGACUGGCAACGUGUGGGAGUGGCAACGUGGUGGCAAACACAAAUCCCGAAUCGUGCGUGGCGGCAGCUUCGUGGACUCACUUACAGGAAACUAUAAUCAUGCUGCAACAUUGGGAGCCCGAGCCACCUUGCACGCCACAACGACCGCUGCGAACAUUGGGUUCCGAUGUGCGAAAGCCCCAAGAAGAAGAGCGGAGUAUCACUAUGUAUACCACGAUGAAGAAGCUCAUGGCCAACUGGCAAUCGAGGACGAGUUCAAGAGCAUCCACCGUCUUCCACAGCGCGGUUGGGAGGAUCGCUUCACCGAUGACCAGGAUGAUGCUAUAGGAGAAGAUAGUCUUGCUGGAGCGCGACGGAAAAAGAAGAAAGUUGUUAAGACAAGAGAACGGUAUUCAACAGAACUGUGA
This is a messenger RNA of Cylindrotheca closterium, 1401 nucleotides long. NCBI's taxonomy places the organism in Eukaryota, Bacillariophyta, Bacillariophyceae, Bacillariales, Bacillariaceae. The record is from the annotation of a GenBank genome assembly.